UUGACGAGUCAUACAGACCAGCGCCCAGUGUCGGAGGAAAACCAUAUUGAAGUCACUGUGAACUGAAGCUCCAGUGUGCCAUUAUGAAGACACUGAACAUGGAUAUUUUACAUGUGUGGAUGUCCUGUCUCCUUAUUGGCAGUUUGUGCAUGUUGGUUUGUGCAGGAAAGAAUGCAAAUAUGCAGGUUGACGAAAGGACGAUCAGAGAAAACCCCAAUUGCCUUACACUCUCCGAGGAGUUGCAUGUGGCGUUGGAGAGUGAUGGCGUGACGUCGACCUUGACCUUGAUCAAGAACAAAAACGCUGGUGUCAACGCUCCCGUGUAUACGUCCAACAAAGGUGGCGAGACUCAGAGUCUGAAUCUUAUAGACAUUACGAAUGUCGACAUGUACCUGGAUGUAACCAAUAUGGCGUCAAUGAAGGUCACGUGUUUUGCACCACACAAUGAGAGCGUGCAAUUCAUAUUUGAGGGGACACUCGCUUUCGGUGACAAAGAAUGGGUCCUCAAACCAAACACAGGGAAUAUAUUCAGUAGUCCUGUACAGUAUGACAUGGAGCUUUACCAGCUUCCGGACUUCGGAGGCGAUUUCAAAGUGAGACCAUUGACGGGGAAGACAGAUGACACCAGCACGCCAACUCCUAACGGCGUCCCAAAGCCAACUGCUCCAACCAGAUCGAAACGAGACGUGCCUGCCUACAUCGUAGACUUGCUCGCUGUCAUUGACUACAGCAUCUACAAAGAAUAUUACGACAAGAGCGCGAUGGGAACGGAUGCACUGAAACGAGAAGAUGCUUUGGCAGAAAUAAGAAAAUAUUUCGCCCACAUAGUCAAUGGGAUCGCACUGCGGUAUGCAGACAUUGAGAUAGAUCCGCCAAUUGACGUGCGGUUAAUUGGCUAUUUCGUCGCAGAGGACGAAGUGACGGCGGUAUGGACAGAGCCGUACAAGGCAUAUGACCGCACCAACUUCCUGUACCAUGUCGACGCGGACUUGUCCUUGGACCGUCUGAAGCAAUGGCGGAUGGAAACGACGUUACCUGUUAAUGACCAUGCCAUGUUGUUCACAAGAUACUCCCUGUCUUAUCUCGACAGCGGCACAGUGAACCUUGGAGUUGUCGGAUAUGCUUUUGUCGGGUCUACGUGUACCGAUGAUAGCGUCUCGGUGAUUGAAGAGUCCACCGACCGGUUUGCUGGAACGUCGGCUACGGCAGCCCACGAACUUGGCCAUAAUUUGGGUGCGGAACAUGACGGAACGAACAACAUUUGCUGGAAAGAUGAGAAGUUCCUCAUGUGGCCAAGUUUAACGUCCGUCAAUGUCUUCCACGUGUGGGAGUUUUCUCACUGCUCUGUGGCAUAUUUCAAGCAUCAUCUUGGAAACCUGGUAGACACUGCAGCGGGUUUCAAGUGUCUCAGUGAGGCUGCGGAACCUACCGACGUGUUUGACGUCGCGGGCAAAAGACACGGCCAAGAACUUACAAUCGCUGAGCAAUGUGAACUGGGCUUGGGUGCUGGUUCAACCAUCUGUUACAGUCUUACGCCUCUGGACACACUGUGUGGAGGAUUAUACUGUGAAAUACCUGGCUAUCCGGGAUACUGUCAGCCCAUAUAUCCAGCCCUUGGGACCCAGUGUGGAAGUGGGAAGUGGUGUCAGGGAGGACAAUGUGUAGCCACCGACGAUGCGUCAAUUACAUCAGAUCGUUGUCCCCUUGGUGAGACGGCUGACGUGUACGAAACUGGACAAAAUUGUUCUUCAUAUAUCGGAGACUAUGGCACUACUUCUUGUUACUCAAUAGAAAGUCUCUGUUGCAGCACUUGUCGUGAUCUAAGUACAGGUGUUACAGGAUGCGAGUACGGCGAUCGAUACGUAUGGUGCGAAGAAAGGUUCUGUGACCCCAGUUUGAACGAGACGAUGAAUGACGGUACACUGUAUCAGGUGGUCUGCUGUCAAACGUGUGGCUUGACUGGCGACCUUUACCUUGACGAAAAUGCUGCUGUUUCUCUCAUGGACAGAGGCAUGUUGCACACCUGUACAUCAGUGUUGCUGGUGACGCUACUGUUUCAACUCAUAUUCAUGCAUUGAAAAUAUGUUUUCUGUUCAUUUUCGUUAUUGAUGAAUUGUGACAUAGCUGCGAUAAGAUACAAGGCUUUAUAUUCAGUGAGUUAAGAUUUAUAGUCACAUCGGCAGUAUUUCUGCCAUAUCAUGACUUCAACAAUUUGAACAUACAUAGUAAAAAGGGGAGACUUUCUUAAAUACCUCUCAGCAAAGGACAGUAAAAUAACUAGAGUAUCACGUACAUAUUUAAAACUAUUAUGGAACGAUACAACGACAUUACUAUACAUAACUAAACAUGAUACAAAUGAGCUGCAGAUCUCCAGCCAACAAAGAUUAGACCACCAUACAAGGGACCAUGGGGACUUACGGAUUUACACCAUCCCUUCAACCGCUGGUGAUUAUAGUCAAUAGUAGCUAUGAAUCAAAACUAACCAAUACACUACGAUUAAAAAUAGGAAUAGACCCAAAUGAACUUUGAACCUACUGUUUUUUUUAUGAAGUAGUCACUUAAAAGAAUUCUGUGACCUCAUUCGUUCAAUAGGUCUUCAAGCAAGCCAUGCCGUAAAAAGCCACUAUGCUUGUCGUAAGAGGCGACUAACGGGAUCGGGUGGUCAGGCUCGCUGACUUGGUUGAUGCAUGUCAUAGUCUCCCAGUUUUGUGGAUCGAUGCUCAUGAUGUCGGUCACCGGAUUGUCUAGUGGCCAGACUCAAUUAUUGACAGACCGCCAGGUUUUAAACGCAUGUGACAAUACCUCACUAGGCGGAGAAAGAUUGUUAUCUACAAAU
Molecule: messenger RNA, 2836 nt
Organism: Haliotis rufescens (red abalone)
Lineage: Eukaryota; Metazoa; Mollusca; Gastropoda; Lepetellida; Haliotidae
Product: hemorrhagic metalloproteinase-disintegrin-like kaouthiagin
Exons: 16
Coding region: 84-2078 (664 amino acids)
Biological process (GO): proteolysis
Molecular function (GO): metalloendopeptidase activity
Source: RefSeq, a predicted model, not a curated record